UGCGCUCCUUCAAAUUUAUCGUAAAGUGACAAACAAAAAUAUACCCCAAUAUUCUAACUCCCGAGUCCACUACACUCCAUUAACGAAGCUCGGGCAUGGAACAAACUGGGAGGAUGCUCUGUUCGGGUCGAGUGUUGGCGGUCUCGCAACAUAUAAACCCGCUUUUUCCAUACAGAUUCCCUCACCGGAGCGCGAGGUUUCGACAUGUAAAGCACGAGCUCGACUCGAGAUGGCGAUCCAGGGUCGCCGACCCGGGCUCGUCAUCUUCUUCUUCUUCCUCAUCUUCUUUUGCUGCCUCCUUCGAUUUCGACCCUACUGAGAAAAAAACCGCCGGAUUCUGUAUAAUAGAAGGGCCGGAAACAGAGCAAGACUUUGUCGCAAUGGAAUUGCAGGAGAUCCAGGGUUGUAUUCGGAGUCGUCGGAACAAAAUUUUCUUGCAUAUGGAGGAGGUUCGUAGGCUGAGAAUACAACAGAGGAUUAAAAGUGCAGAACUUGGGAUUUUAAAGGAAGCACAAGAAAAUGAACUUCCUAAUUUUCCAUCAUUCAUUCCAUUUUUGCCUCCUUUGAGUUCAGCAAACCUUAAGCUGUAUUAUGCCACCUGUUUUUCUCUUAUUGCCGGGAUUAUCCUUUUUGGGGGCAUUCUAGCACCCGCUUUGGAGCUUAAAUUGGGGCUUGGAGGCACAUCAUAUGAAGAUUUUAUCCGAAGUGUGCAUCUUCCAUUGCAGUUGAGUCAGGUUGAUCCCAUUGUGGCGUCAUUCUCUGGAGGAGCAGUUGGGGUCAUCUCAGCAUUGAUGGUAGUUGAAAUAAACAAUGUAAAACAGCAGGAGCAUAAAAGAUGCAAAUAUUGUCUUGGAACUGGAUAUCUUGCUUGUGCUCGCUGUUCAAGCAGCGGAGCACUAGUUCUUAUUGAACCAAUAUCAACAACCGACGGUGGAGAUCAGCCUGUAUCACCAUCUAAAACAGAAAGAUGCUCGAAUUGUUCAGGAUCUGGAAAGCUCCUUGAAUUCAAGACGUAGAAUUUCAGCCCUAUAUUUUGUAUAGGUUAUGUGCCCUACGUGCCUUUGUACCGGAAUGGCUAUGGCUAGUGAACAUGACCCUCGGAUUGAUCCCUUUGACUAAGAACUGCAGCCUACAUCGUCAUGGGCUGCCUCUCUUGUACUAUACUAGUAUUUUGACAACACAUCGUAAAUAUUUCUGUUUAUACAAACAGCUUAAGGAAACACAUGAACAUCUAUGUACCAAGGAAUUGUAGUCUCCCAUGGAUGUUCAGAAGCAUUACCGUAACUGUAUUUGUUGAUAAGACAUCUAUUUUUGUAUAUACAAACAGCGGAGGAGUUCAGCA
Carya illinoinensis is the source of this 1342-nucleotide messenger RNA. RefSeq names its product protein ORANGE, chloroplastic-like. Lineage: Eukaryota; Viridiplantae; Streptophyta; Magnoliopsida; Fagales; Juglandaceae. The transcript is spliced from 9 exons. The record is from RefSeq and is a predicted model, not a curated record. Bases 96 to 1016 code for a protein of 306 amino acids.